GACGGGGCGUCGUGUUUGUUUCCGGAAGUGCUCGCGCGGCCUGGCGCCCGGCGCGAGGCGGGAUGGAGAUCACCCGGAGCAAUUUUAAGGGCGCUCUUGGGAAAGUCUACGAGGCCGUCGAGGACGCCGACUUCCUGGCCAUCGACGGGGAGUUUUCAGGGAUCAGCGACGGGCCGUCCGUGAGCGCGCUGACCAACGGCUUCGACACGCCCGAGGAGCGGUACCAGAAGCUGCGGAAGCAUUCCAUGGAUUUCUUGCUGUUCCAGUUUGGCCUAUGCACUUUUAAAUACGAUCAUGCAGAAUCUAAAUACAUCAUCAAAUCAUUUAACUUCUACAUCUUCCCCAAACCUUUCAACAGAACAUCGCCAGAUGUCAAGUUUGUCUGUCAGAGCUCAAGUAUAGAUUUUUUAGCAAACCAGGGAUUUGAUUUUAAUAAAGUUUUUCGCAAUGGUAUCCCUUAUUUAAAUCAGGAAGAAGAAAGACAGUUACGGGAGCAGUAUGAUGAGAAGCGUUCUCAAGCCAACGGGCUGGGGGCCUUGUCAUAUAUGUCACCUGGUGCCACGAAGCGCCCAUCAACUGUUCCUGAGGAUCAGAAGAAGUUCAUCGAGAAAGUCAUAGAAAGGAUAGAAGAUCUCUUGCAGAACGAAGAAAGCACCAACGUGCAGCUGGAGCCGUGCACAGGGUUUCAGAGGAAACUGAUCUAUCAGACCCUGAGCUGGAAGUAUCCAAAAGGCAUCCAUGUUGAAACUCUGGAAACAGAAAAGAAGGAGCGGUACAUGAUCAUCAGCAAAGUGGACGAAGAGGAGCUCAAGAGAAGAGAGCAAGAGAAGCAGGCAAAAGAGCAGGAGGAACUGAAGGAUGCGGUGGGGUUUUCCCGAGUCAUUCACAGCCUUGCAAAUUCCGGCAAGCUUGUGGUCGGACACAACAUGUUACUGGAUGUCAUGCACACCAUCCACCAGUUCUACUGCUCCCUCCCGGAGGAUUUCAGUGAGUUCAAAGAACUAGCAACAUGUGUCUUUCCCAGGUUAUUGGACACUAAAUUGAUGGCGAGCACUCAGCCAUUCAAGGAGAUUAUUAAGAACACAUCCCUGGCCCAGUUGGAAAAGCGUCUGAAGGAGAUGCCCUUCAACCCUCCAAAAGUUGAAAGUGCUGAAGGGUUUCCCAGCUACGACACAGCCUCAGAGCAGCUUCACGAAGCUGGUUAUGAUGCCUACAUCACAGGCCUCUGCUUCAUCUCCAUGGCAAACUUCUUAGGUUCAUUUCUCAGCCCGCCCCAAAAUCAUGUACCUGCCAGUUCAAAGCUGAUAGAGCCCUUUUUCAACAAAUUAUUUCUGAUGAGGGUGAUGGACAUUCCAUAUCUCAAUUUGGAAGGACCAGAUUUACAGCCAAAACGUGAUCAUGUCCUUUAUGUUACGUUUCCCAAAGAGUGGAAGACAAGUGACCUUUACCAGCUUUUUAGUGCUUUUGGAAAUAUUCAUGUGUGCUGGAUUGAUGAUACGUCAGCAUUUGUGUCUUUGAGCCAACCUGAACAAGUGCAGAUUGCAGUUAAUACCAGCAGGUAUGCUGAGAGUUACCGAAUCCAGACUUACGCGGAAUAUAUUGAAAAGAAGCAUGAGGAGAAGAAGCAGGCAAAGAGGAAAUGGGCAGAAGACAGUUGGAAGGAGAUGGAAGUGAAGCGGUUAAAAACGCAGGCCAGCCCGUAUGCGCUUCAGAACCGGUAUUGCGGUGUUGAUAGUUUUUCAACUCCUGGCACUGUGGGGAAGCGAAGCAUGAGCCCCAUCCAAGAGGAGAGCGCCACAGACGACCUGGAGGAGGCUGCAGUGCAAGAGGUGGACCUGGCCCACCCAGAGGCCUUUCUGGAGCCUGCAGAAGGGAAGAAACAAGUCAAGAAGUUCAAGGAAACCAAAGGGGAGCAAACGUUGGAUGGGGGGCUCAAGGCCACUCCCACCAGGCUCUUUGACGUUCCAGACACGUGGUAGCUGCCGGGGGCACCAAAUCAAAGAGGGCUUCCAGUCCAAGGAAUCGGUGGCUUGUCUCCUCCCAAGCCACACCAUAUGGAAAAAAAGGUGGUUUAUACACAAAUAAAGGGCAGGAUGCUUCUUGGAAACCCAUUUUAUUUUUUAAUCUGUCUACUGAACAAUCACAGUCGCUGUUUUUACGUGUUUGCAUGUGUGUACAUGUCAGUUUUGUUGAUUAUGUGAAAUCCUUUUGCUGUCAUAUAUGUUAAAUCAAAAUGCCAAACCCCCUGUACAUGCAACGUGGCUGACAAACUUUACAAGCAGAGCCUGCGUGUGCAGCUGGCUCUGCUGGUCCUCCUCAGUACGUAAGGCUGUGUCUACGUCCGGUCCAGACUUUCAGGCACGUUAAUACCUAGUCGGUCCCCUGGCACUUUCAGCCAUUUUCUUCCCUGCCAUUUUCUGCUGUAGCUAAAGCGCAUCCUGUGUUCUGCCCACCCAAAUUAAAGAGAAACAGUCCUUUCCCUUUGGGGAAAGAAAAAACGGUCUUAAUCUUCAAACUAGCAUACUUGGAGGGGAGAGAAACCUUCUCCGACACGUUUUCCCUUGAUUUGUGAGUUGCGUUCUAUAUUUAAAAAGACAGACAGAAACCAGUAGCCUUCACCAGCUUUUGUUAGUUUAAAAAAUAAAUCCGCUUUGGUAGAUUUCAUAAACUUGGUUUGAUAUUUAACAUUUUUGUAUCGUGGAAUGAAAAAUGUUAUUUCCAUAAAGUGAAGAAUUAAAGAACUUUUUUCUUAGG
Candoia aspera is the source of this 2754-nucleotide messenger RNA. It is a transcript of the gene PARN, whose product is annotated as poly(A)-specific ribonuclease. Gene Ontology annotation, biological process: nuclear-transcribed mRNA poly(A) tail shortening. The coding region runs from base 63 to 1979 and encodes 638 amino acids. NCBI's taxonomy places the organism in Eukaryota, Metazoa, Chordata, Lepidosauria, Squamata, Candoiidae. Gene Ontology annotation, cellular component: nucleus; cytoplasm. Gene Ontology annotation, molecular function: metal ion binding; RNA binding; poly(A)-specific ribonuclease activity. The record is from RefSeq and is a predicted model, not a curated record. The transcript is spliced from 24 exons.